UGGUAAAAUGAUUAUUGCUCUUAUAGGAGGUUGAGGGUUUGAUCGGUAUUUUUUUUAUUGUUAACUAUUCGAUUCUGUUACUAACAGAAUAACAGAUUUUCUUAAACAAAAGUCGGCAAAGAAUUUUUAUACUGUACUUUUUUUUUUAAGUAAAAAUCAAGAAAUGGCUUUUUAUUUUUAUUUUUUUUAAGAAAUCAAGAAAUGCUAUUUUCUGUUUCUUGAUAACUAAUCCUAACUGCCAUACUAUUUCCUCUAUAUAUAAGCAUUUUUAUUCCUUCAUUUUACAACUAUCACAUCCCACAAAACUAUCAUCAAUAUACAUCAACUAGCGUACUUUAGUGAAUCCAAAACUCCAUAAAAAAUCAUCAAAACUCAGUUUGAAUCAUCCCUUUUCAAACCCAAAUCAUUUUUCUUGUUCUGUAUUGUUGUUAGUAAUGGCUUCUUCAAGUAAUGAUCCAGUUGUCGAGACGGAUCCGAGUGGGCGAUACAAAAGGUACAAAACGAUCAUAAGAGAAAGUGCUACGAAGAAAGUAUACAACGGCAUUGAUGGUGUUACUGGUAAGGUAAUUGCUUGGAGUAAGAUAGAAUUAACAGCGAAAACGUUAAGGAACAAGAACUUGCUCGAGCGUUUGUGUGCAGAACCUCAACUGUUGAAGUCAUUGAGGCAUCAGAAUAUAGUGAGUUGCUUCCAUUCUUGGAUUGGUGAUAAAAAGGAAUACAUUAACAUGAUUACUGAGGAUUUUCCUUCGGGUAAUAUGGGAGAGUAUAUCAGGAAACAUGAAAAAACUGAUAUAAGCGCGAUCAAGAAUUGGUGUACACAGAUUCUUAAAGGUUUGGAUCAUCUUCACAGGCAUGAUCCCAAGAUCAUUCAUCGCGAUCUUAACUGUGAUAACAUAUUUGUUGAUGGAAGCUCGAGCAUUGUGAAGAUCGGAGAAUUGGGUCUCGCGCUGAUUUUUGAACAGGGGGAUACUACUGUACAGAGUUUUUCUUGCAGACCUGAGUUCAUGGCACCAGAACUUCUAGAAGGAUAUUAUUAUAAUGAGCUGAUUGACAUUUACUCGUUUGGGAUGUGUGUGCUUCAGAUGGUUACUCGGGAAAGACCAUACAGCGAAUACAUUUACAAGUAUCAUAUUCGUGCAAAGGUUAAGUCUGGUGAAAAGCCUGCCGCACUAAGCAGAGUGACAGAUCCUGAGGUUAAGAAAUUCAUUGAGAAGUGUCUGAGUCCUGCAUCUGACAGACCCACAGCAAUUGAACUCUUGAAUGGUCCGUUUCUUCAACCGAGGCCAGAUAGAUUACAAGUGCAACCUAGGCCUUUUACGUUGAGAGGGAAAUCUUUGGGCACUGGUCCUUUUGAGAUGGCGUUGAUUAUUGCUAGUGAACAGCCGAUUAAAUUUGAUUUCCCGGUCAAUGAUACAACUCAGGAAGUCAUGAAGAAAGAAGGCUUGUCAGCAAGAAUGUCUGAUGCAGAAUUGUCACUGGUUUCUGAGCUUGUGGAAAAAUUGAAAACAGAACUGAGUUCUUCAGAUGUUCCCCGGAAAAAACUACUUCAGAUAACAAGUGAGAAGCGCGAGGUCAGCCCAGUUUUUCGAAUGACCACUGAGCAGGUGUCUGAAGUUAGGGAUAUGCAAACUGAUUGAGUUGACAGUAAAAGUCUAGCUUGUCUUUGAAUAGCAAAUCAGUGUCGUAGAUCUUUCUUUACUCAUACAAUUUCUCUGUUAGACGUAGCCAGUAGUAUAGAUUUUUCUGGACAUUUUUAAAGUCAAAUCCUUUGGUUGUAAGUUGUUUUGUGGACAAUUAAUAAAAGAACUCUAGGUUUGUUUGGUUGGUUUAUUUCUUCUCACUCGAAAACUUGUAGUUCCACGUUCUUCUAUGUUAGUGACACUUGUAAUUUACUA
Molecule: messenger RNA, 1895 nt
Organism: Chenopodium quinoa (quinoa)
Lineage: Eukaryota; Viridiplantae; Streptophyta; Magnoliopsida; Caryophyllales; Amaranthaceae
Product: probable serine/threonine-protein kinase WNK6
Exons: 1
Coding region: 435-1637 (400 amino acids)
Biological process (GO): intracellular signal transduction; protein phosphorylation
Cellular component (GO): cytoplasm
Molecular function (GO): ATP binding; protein serine/threonine kinase activity
Source: RefSeq, a predicted model, not a curated record